This is a messenger RNA of Cinara cedri, 575 nucleotides long. NCBI's taxonomy places the organism in Eukaryota, Metazoa, Arthropoda, Insecta, Hemiptera, Aphididae. The record is from the annotation of a GenBank genome assembly.
GAUGGUCGACAGUCAAUUAAAGAUGAUCCACGUUCUGGAAGACCGUCGACAUCUAGAAACGAUGAUGUUGUGGCGAACAUUUACGAAAAAGUGCGAAAUGACCGCAGAUUAACUGUUCGCGAGUUAGCAAAUGAAGCAGGAGUUUCAAUUGGAUCUUGUCAUGAAAUUUUAACAGAUGAGAAGGGUAGCUGCUAAAUUCGUUCCGCGGUUGUUGACAUCGGAACAAAAGGAAAAUCAUUUGACGAUUUCUCAAGAACUUAAAAAUCGAUCUGCUGAUAUAAAUUUCAUAAAAAAACAUCAUCACAGGGAACGAGACAUGGGCUUAUGGGUACGAUCCGGAAACAAAGUUACAGUCAUCUCAGUGGAAAACAAAAUUUUUCCCUCGACCAAAAAAAGCUCGCCAAGUGAGAUCGAAUGUCAAGACAAUGCUGAUUGUUUUUUUUGAUAUUGAAGGUAUUGUUCAUUAUGAAUUUGUGCCCCAUGGACAAACAGUCAAUCAGGUAUUCUAUAAAGAUGUAUUAAUACGUUUUCGAGAGAGAAUUCGCGAAAAGCGCCCAGAAAAAUGGCGAAGUUGA